AUGCCUUCACGCAAGCCCAGCAGAUAUGGAAACAAAUUUCGGUCCGGGGCAGCAUCAUUCAAUCCGAAACGAUCAAAAACAAUAGAAUUCAAUUCCCUUCGUUCUACAGAAGCGACGUCCCAAGAUGAAAAGUUCGAGUUUAUCCGAAGGGCGAACACCAUCGAUGAGUCGAUGGGCUUUCCUCGCUACGAAUCGGGCGAGAAAAGAGCAGGAUGGCUGAUAAAUAUGCAUAGCACGUCUGUUGAAGAUUCCAACAUCACCAGUGGUCGUGCAGGAGUGGACUUCUACUUUCUCGAAGACGACGGCGGUAGCUUCAAAGCUACGGUUGAAUACGACCCGUAUUUUCUUAUCGCUGCCAAGGGAGGACGAGAAUCAGAGGUGGAGGAAUGGUGUCGGAGAACAUUGGACGGCGUUGUCAAAGGUGUGCAACGCGUCAUAAAAGAAGAUCUUCAAAUGCCAAAUCAUUUGAUGGGGAAUCGCCGGGCGUUUCUUCAACUCAGCUUUGCGAACGUCAGCGAUCUACUUGAAGCGAGAAGGCUGCUCAUGCCCAUUGCGGAAAAGAAUAAGAAGAAUGUUACUGCGAUGGACACGUAUGCUGAGAUGGCCAGAGCUUCUGCUGGCUUUGAUUUGUUUGAUGAUGAACUUAAUAACGAAAGACGACCUAACACAUUGAAUGCAAGUGAUUUUAUCGUUGAUAUAAGAGAGUACGAUGUGCCUUAUCAUGUCAGAGUUGCCAUUGAUAAAGAUAUUCGAAUUGGAAAGUGGUAUAAUGUGGAGGCUAAGCAUGGUGUGACCAAAUUGACAUGCAUUGAAGAGCGACUUCAACGUGCGGAUCCCGUCGUGCUCGCAUUCGACAUUGAAACAACCAAGCUCCCUUUGAAAUUUCCUGAUGCCGUAAUCGACCAGAUCAUGAUGAUUUCUUAUAUGAUUGAUGGGAACGGAUUUCUCAUUACGAAUCGAGAGAUAGUAUCCGAAGAUAUUAACGAUUUCGAAUAUACGCCAAAGCCAGAGUACAACGGCCCUUUCCUAAUCUUCAACGAACCUGACGAACGCCACCUCUUAGAACGCUUCUUCAGCCACGUUAAGGAAGCGAAACCAACUGUCAUUGCAACCUACAACGGUGACUUCUUCGACUGGCCCUUUGUUGAAGCGCGUGCUAGUGUCUUGGGCAUUGAUAUGUAUACCGAGAUUGGCUUCAGAAAAAACAGCGAAGAUAUUUACCAGAGUGACCAUUGUGUACACAUGGAUUGCUUUGCAUGGGUCAACCGAGACAGUUAUUUACCCCAAGGUAGCAGGGGCUUAAAAGCGGUCACUGUUGCGAAGCUGGGUUAUGACCCAGACGAAUUAGACCCGGAGCUCAUGACUAGGUAUGCUAGUGAGCGCCCACAAACGUUAGCAGAAUACUCAGUAUCCGACGCUGUCGCGACAUACUACCUCUACAUGAAAUACAUCCAUCCUUUUAUUUUCUCGCUGUGCACUAUCAUUCCGUUGAACCCGGACGAUGUUCUCCGAAAAGGCACAGGAACAUUAUGUGAGAUGCUUUUGAUGGUUCAAGCAUAUAAGGGCCAGAUCAUUCUUCCAAAUAAGCACAAAGACCCAAUCGAAGCCUUCUACGACGGCCACUUACUGGAUUCCGAAACGUAUGUGGGUGGACACGUCGAGAGUAUAGAAGCUGGAGUAUUUCGCAGCGAUAUACCUGUCAACUUUGCCGUUGAUAAUACCGCGAUUGACGAAUUGCUUCAUGACUUAGACGCCGCCUUGAAAUUUAGCAUUGUCGUUGAGGAGAAGAAGUCAUUAGAGGAUGUCUCUAAUUAUGAAGAGGUCAAAGCUCAGAUCGUUGAGCGUCUGGAGAACCUGAAGAAGACACCAAAUCGCAUGGAACGACCGCUUAUAUACCAUCUUGACGUUGCCUCAAUGUAUCCGAAUAUCAUGACUACCAAUCGACUCCAGCCUGAUUCUAUGAAACAAGAGUCGGACUGUGCGGCAUGUGAUUUCAACCGUCCCGGAAAAACGUGCGAUCGUCGGCUUCCCUGGGCGUGGCGUGGCGAGUUUCUUCCUGCGAAACGCGAUGAAUAUAACAUGAUUCGCCGGGCCGUGGAGAACGAAAGGUUCCCAGGUAAAUAUAAGAAUGCCCCGAUGCGACCUUUCACAGAACUUAGUUCGGAGGAGCAAGCUGCUAUCAUCAAAAAGCGACUCCAAGAAUACAGCAAGAAAAUUUAUCACAAGAUUCAUGACAGCAAAACAAUAGAGCGGGAAGCUAUCAUAUGUCAACGAGAAAACCCCUUCUAUGUGGAUACUGUCCGUGACUUCCGUGAUCGACGAUAUGACUUCAAGGGGAAGCAGAAAGUAUGGAAAGGCAAGACGGAAUCUCUCAAGUCUGCUGGAGCGCCAGCUGCAGAAGUUGAGGAGGCUAAGAAGAUGAUCGUCCUGUUUGAUUCUCUUCAGCUUGCACAUAAAGUCAUCUUGAACAGUUUUUAUGGCUACGUUAUGCGAAAAGGGUCAAGAUGGUACUCGAUGGAAAUGGCCGGAGUGACAUGUUUAACAGGCGCUCAUAUCAUUCAAAUGGCUAGAGAACUGGUGGAACGCAUCGGUAGACCUUUGGAACUUGAUACUGAUGGUAUCUGGUGUAUGCUUCCAGCUACUUUUCCUGAGAAUUUCGCGUUUACUUUGAAAAACGGCAAAAAGCUGGCCCUGUCAUAUCCGUGUGUGAUGCUUAAUCACCUUGUUCAUGGACGAUUUACAAAUCAUCAGUAUCAGACUCUUACUGAUCCUCUGGCGUUCAAAUACGAAACGACGAGCGACAAUUCGAUUUUCUUCGAGGUAGAUGGCCCAUACAAAGCCAUGAUCCUACCAGCAUCGAAGGAAGAGGAUAAGAAUCUAAAGAAGCGUUACGCAGUAUUUAACGAUGAUGGCUCACUUGCUGAGUUGAAGGGAUUUGAGGUCAAGCGCCGCGGUGAGCUCAAACUUAUCAAGAUUUUUCAAACGCAGAUUUUCAAAUUCUUCCUAGAUGGAAAAGACCUGGCGGAAACAUAUGGAUCAGUUGCUCGUGUCGCAAAUAGGUGGCUUGACGUCCUAUAUGAGCAUGGAAAUACUUUGGCUGAUGAAGAACUGAUUGACUUGAUUUGUGAAAACAGAAGUAUGUCAAAGACUGUGGAAGAAUAUGGAGCGCAAAAAUCUACCUCUAUAACGACCGCCAAGCGCUUAGCAGAGUUUCUUGGUGAGCAGAUGAUCAAAGACAGAGGCCUCAAUUGUCGGUACAUUAUUUCAUCUAAACCGAGAAAUGCCCCGGUUACAGAACGAGCGAUUCCUGUGACCAUCUUUUCCGCGGAAGAAAAUGUAAAGCGCUUCUUCUUGCGUAAAUGGAUGAAGGAAGACCCUGGGGACAUGGAUCCGCGGACUGUAAUUGAUUGGGAUUACUAUCUCGAACGACUAGGAUCGGUCAUUCAGAAAUUGAUAACCAUUCCCGCUGUACUGCAGAGACUUGAUAACCCAGUUCCUAGGGUUCAGCAUCCUGACUGGCUCCAACGCCGCAUUGCGACCAGAGAUGAUAAGUUCAAGCAGAAGAAGAUGACUGACAUGUUCGAGAAAAAUCCACUUUCCGAGGUGUCAACCAACAUUUUGGAUCAUCGUGUCCCUCACGCUACUGAUAUUGAAGAUGCUGGCACGCAAUCUACCGAGAAACGAAACACAUCUCCAUCUAGCAAGGCAUCACAGAAAAGAAAGUUACCGGAAGGACCUUCCACAACGUCGCUGGAUCCAUACACCGCAUUGCCAGCGAAAAUGCCAUCGUUGUCUGAAGAUUAUGAAGGCUUCAUCAAGUAUCAGAAACAAAAGUGGAAAAUCCAAAAACAGGCAAGAAUUAGGCGAAGACAACUUUUUGGGGAGAGGUCAAAUUAUGCAUCUGACUCAUUGAGUCAUUAUUUCCGAAACCAGGCGGAACUACUCUUUAUUAGUAAAUGGGAAGUUCUACAGCUACGCGAAACCGAUAUACCUGGGGAAGUACGGGCAUUUGUGCUGAUAGACCGCAAGGUCCACGCUCUCAACGUCAAAGUCCGACGUCAGAUGUUUGUCAACUUGAAAGGGGAUAAUUUACCAGACGUUGACCUCCCCGACUGCGAAGUAGAAAAGGUCAACUAUAUCUUGCCAAACGGACACGCUUCGGUUCAUUUGUUCAAGCUCACUAUAUCGGAAGAUACUUAUUUGAGGGAGUCAGAAAAAAUACGCUCUUUACUCAACCACCCAAGUGUUGAGGGCGUGUAUGAACGAAACAUACCUCUCGAUGUUUGUGCUAUAAUGAAACUGGGUAGUACCUGUACCUUUGACGAAAGCCAACGAGGAGUACUCGGAGACGGCCUAGAUCAUGGUUUCGAGUUAUCUUCCUUACUUCAUACAUCCUCUGAAAAGCCUUAUUUAGAUGGGCAAAACUUGACGUACUACUACUUGUAUCACGUUACCUCAGGCGACCGGCAAGUAUUUGCGCUUUUUUCGACAUCCAAAAAUGAAGCCAACAUUGUCAUAUUAAACCGGAGUCGUGAUAUGCAGGUUCUUCCAAACGUCGACAAAAUUUAUUCGGAACUUUUCAGUCGCAAGCCUGCAACUGAAAACGAAACGCCGGCAUCUGCAUUUGAAUACCAAGAAAAGAUACAUUUCAAGACGACGCAAGUCACCACCCAACGAAAAGCUAUGCUGGAAAUCGGUGAUCUGGUGAAGAAACUACGCAACGAAGAAAGCAAACCUGUUGUGUUUGUAAUACAGUCCCAGCAAAAACGAAGAUUGAGCUAUGAAAUUCCCAUCUUGAAGGAGUACCCUAUCUUAACUGUCAAGCCUGAAAUAUCAGAUACGGAGAUGCCGCCGCUCGGUUGGCAAUCUUUUGUUGCAAAACGUUUAGUUACUCAUUAUCUCUAUUUGGGCUCGUGGGUCCAACACCUUACAAGGCUAGCACGAUAUGGGGACGUCCCAAUUUGUAACCUGGAGAGCGAUGAUCCCCGGUAUCUGAUCGAUAUCGCCUAUGCGAGGCGACUGCAACAAAACAAUGUGGUUUUAUGGUGGUCAGCGGGACCACGACCAGAUCAUGCUGGGUAUGAAAAAGACGACGUCUUAGGCUCCCUCGAAACUGUUGAGAUGCCAUCCAUCAAUAUUCCGGGAACAUACGCAACCGUGUCAAUUGAGCUCGAAGUGCGAAAUUUGGCAAUAAACACCAUCCUCACAUCAUCUAUUAUCAAUGAACUCGAGGGCAGCGAUACCCUACUCGCUUCUGCUCCUGACUCAGGCGAUGGCAGUGGGGUUCUUUAUUCUGAGAAAGCCUUCGCUUCAGCGGGUGUCUUCGUUUUACGCGAAAUGGUUAAACAGUGGUGGACAGAAGCUUGCUCUGGGAAUACUAUGGCCGAUAUCAUGGUUCAGCAUUUGAUACGCUGGGUUGAAAGCCCCAAUUCUCGCCUUUAUGACCGGUCAUUGCACCACUACGUCCGUGUCAUGUCCAAAAAAUCUUUCCAACAAUUGAUGGGAGACUUCCGCCGUGUUGGUUCGAACGUCAUAUUCGCUAGUCCGACGCGACUUCUCCUUCAAACAACAAAAACCGAAGUUGGGAAUGCGUACGCUUACAGUCAAUAUAUACUGAAGUCUAUCAGGGCGAACCCGGUGUUUCACUUCAUUGACCUUGAGCUUAAAGAGUAUUGGGAUUUCCUGGUGUGGUAUGAUGAGUUCAACUACGGCGGCAAAGGGUGUCAAGAAGUGGUGGAGGCAGAAGCCCAACAGUUGGAAACUAUCAUGCAUUGGCAGAUGAGCCGUUUUCUGCCUACGACUAUGCAAGGAGUCUUUCACGAUUGGGUUAUUGAAUAUAUUGAGCUAAUGCAUGGUCUCAAGAGAGGUGAUGAAGCAGAGACUGAGGACUUUGCUACCCAACGAUUGACUCAGAUCCCUAAGCCGCUGACAACGGCAGAUGACGAGGCAACGACGAUUCUCACCGACAAGUUUUCAAAGCCUCUGAAAAAACAAAUAGCUGGACUAAUUAGACGACAGCGAGAUGAACUUCUUCACCCCGAACUUGCAUCCGACUAUAUUUUUCCUGUUCUUCCAGGAGUCGUGACUGACCCGAAUGAGGGGAAUCGCAAUCCGGUUCUAGAGCUAGUCAAAUCACUUAUGCAGAUUCUCAGUCUGUCUAAGACCACGACAUUAGAGACACGUCUUCUUCGCCGCGAACUCCUUGCAUUAUUCGAGGUUCGCGAGUUCAGCAAGGAGGGACGCUUCGAGAACCCCAGCGCCAGCUUGAAACUAUCGGAGCUAACAUGUAGUGGCUGUUGUCUGAUCCGUGAUCUCGACUUGUGUCGAGAUGAAGACAUUCUUCCGGAUGCAAGCGUUGAUGGUGGAAAAGGCACAUUGAAAGCCUGGAAGUGCCCUUUCUGUCAAACCGAAUACGACCGACUCGCCCAAGAAGAGAAACUUAUUGGCGAGAUUCAUGGCAUGAUCGUUGCCUGGCAGGCUCAGGAUCUCAAGUGCUCUAAAUGCAGCAGCCUUAAGGUUAGUGCUCUCAUGGAGCAUUGUUCCUGCAGUGGGGAGUGGACUACAACAAUGGACAAAGCUGGAAUCGUCAAGAAACUACGUGUUAUGGUCAGCGCCGCAAAAUUUCAUGAUCUCAAGCUACUAGAAGGGGUGGCGGAAGACGUUCUGCAGCAAAUAUAA
This is a messenger RNA of Talaromyces proteolyticus, 6678 nucleotides long. Its product is annotated as DNA polymerase epsilon catalytic subunit A. Gene Ontology annotation, biological process: DNA replication; nucleotide-excision repair, DNA gap filling; leading strand elongation. Gene Ontology annotation, cellular component: nucleus; epsilon DNA polymerase complex. NCBI's taxonomy places the organism in Eukaryota, Fungi, Ascomycota, Eurotiomycetes, Eurotiales, Trichocomaceae. The coding region runs from base 1 to 6678 and encodes 2225 amino acids. The transcript has 3 exons. Gene Ontology annotation, molecular function: DNA binding; zinc ion binding; single-stranded DNA 3'-5' DNA exonuclease activity. The record is from RefSeq and is a predicted model, not a curated record.